Molecule: messenger RNA, 1209 nt
Organism: Mucor velutinosus
Lineage: Eukaryota; Fungi; Mucoromycota; Mucoromycetes; Mucorales; Mucoraceae
Exons: 2
Coding region: 1-1209 (402 amino acids)
Source: RefSeq, a predicted model, not a curated record
AUGAUCAACUCACCCAAUACUUUCCCUUUCUCCAGCCCAGCUCUCGAGUCUGAGUGUGGUAGUCCUCAAUUCAAAGCAACUUCGCCUUUUUCUUCCUCGUCGUCUUCCUCCUCCUUCUCCGCCUCACCUUUGUCUGAAUCAAUCACUAGAGCUCCAGCACAAGUAGAAAAGAUUCCUCGUCCACUGAACAGCUUCAUGAUAUUCCGCCUGGAGAAGCAAAAAGACAUUGUCGAAAAAUGUCCUGGCGCUAAUCACAGAGACAUUUCCAAAAUCAUAUCCAAAUGGUGGAAGGAAUUAAGCAAAACUGAGAAACAAUGGUACAUUGCCGAAGCCGAAAAGCGUAAAAUAGAGCACAAAGCAAUGUAUCCCGAUUACAAAUUCUGUCCACAAAAGAGAAUUGGAAAGCCCAGAGCCUAUAGAAAGCGUGCCAAAAACGAAUUUGUUGCAAGAGUGUUUGAGAACAAGCAAAGUUUAUCUGCCCUGUUCAAAGGUGAGAUGAUGGCUUCAGGCCACUCUUUUACCUCUUCGGAUGAUGAAGACAGCAGCAGCAGCAGCAGCAGCAGCAGCAGUAUUCCAUGUGAUCCAAAGCAAGCUAAAGAAUGUUCAGUUUACAACAAAGGAUUUCAGUUUAUUAAAGUGGAGCCAACACCGUCUGUAAGCACGAGCAGUGAAAGCAGCAUUGAUAGCAACACCAAAGAGCUCAAUACGUAUCCACUUGCUCUUCCUCAAGUCAAGGCCCCUGAAUUUUUUAGCUCUGCGCUUUAUUAUCCUACCACCACAUCUUACUACACCGUGCCACCUGGAGCCUAUUCGGUGCCAUCUCAAUCAACAGCCUAUUUUCAUUCAUCUGCUGUUGCUGCUGCAGGUACCAACCGAACCGAACCAUUGAUCAAUUACAACAUUUACGCCAACUAUUACGGUGCUUCCAAUGAUGCUUUUGCACAUAACCCAUAUACGAUGAGUGGUGGAAAUCCUGCCAAUGUAGCUGCUGCACCAAAUACGUUACACUACAUUGCACCCAGCCAUUAUUUCCUCCCUUCACUCUCUCCAUUAACAUCAUUCAACACAUCUUGCCUUUAUCCUUACGAUAGUCCUAAUAGUAAUGCGGAAACUACCAGCAUCAAUAGUAGCAAUAGUAGCACUGCCAGUAGUGACAUUGCCAGUAUCACACCACGUCUUUUGACCCAAAGCUUCGCAUACCCUUCUUAG